Molecule: messenger RNA, 1602 nt
Organism: Penicillium alfredii
Lineage: Eukaryota; Fungi; Ascomycota; Eurotiomycetes; Eurotiales; Aspergillaceae
Exons: 3
Coding region: 1-1602 (533 amino acids)
Molecular function (GO): ATP hydrolysis activity; ATP binding
Source: RefSeq, a predicted model, not a curated record
AUGACAAGGAUUGUCAUUAACAAGAUCAAUUCCGACGGAGUGCGCAAAGACAGCCCGCCUAAUGAGCCUCUGGAGAAGAAAUCCUCCGGAAAGAAGGAGGACUACGCCUUUAAACUGCGUAAGAUCAUCACAGAUGACCUGAGUGAUGUCAACAGCAGUGAAAUCGAGAUCGAAAGUUCGGCACUGUGGGAGCUUAUGAAAACAAGCCUGGUUUCAUACCCCUACCAUAUCUUCCAUGGGAAUCUUCCCAAGACUCUCUACUCUCCCUACGAGGCCAUCGUUCUCAAAUGGGACAAUCUUGUCAGGGCCACCGAGGAUCCAAAUGCAGGAGACGAACAGGCUCGAAGUGAUCUCAAAGAACUUCUCAGCGUCGUCGAGACUGGAUCGGGAGAUCCCAAACUUGAAACUUAUUUCCGCAAACGCACCUCGAUCAAAGAACAAAACUUGAUCACUUAUGAAGCGCUGUGGACCUUAUUUCCUCCAGGAGGCCUCAUCUAUGGCAAAGUUUUUCAGGGCCAGGAUCAAGUACUCAUUGUGGAGGACAACACCAGCCCUUGGCCAUACCGGGACAACCAUUUCCAGCUCUUGUGUUGGACAUACGAUUGGGACGGCUCCCAGUUCAAGCGCUUGCCGCUACGCCUGGAUUUCGAGCCGUAUGACAACGAGAAACCUAUCAAUUCGUUGCCAUAUUAUCCAUUGGAAUACCACGAGGACCCCGAAGCGCUCAAGACAAGAUUGAUCGAGCGGGGGAUGAAGUACAGGAAGCUCUGCACAGCCAGGCCUGGGUCGCAGAUGUUUGAAUACGCUGGACAGACGGUUUUCCUCAAAAAGGGAUUUUCAGGUGUCCAGGGCAAUGAAGAGUCAGACAGCGAUCUCAUUUCCCAGGAUGUAUACGGAUUUUCUUCGAAACCAUAUCCUGGCGGCCAUGUCACCAAGUCCGUCCAGGUGACAGGUCGAGUCAUGGUUGACUUUCAAUCGUACUUUCGAUACGGGCUUGGGGUUGCGAGCGUUGGUGAUCUCGUGCCGAACGAAGGCCACACUGAAUGCCAGUGUCCAACUUGUCUCCAUAACCCGGCCCUCCGCACCAUCUUCAGAUCUAAUUUCGAUGGAGCUAAUUGUGAUGGAAAGCAGUGGGUUCCGGAGCAAUAUCUUAUAUGCCCCCCACGAGUGUUGGGGUAUAUCUUGCGUGAAAAACAGUGGGCUCAGCUGCAAGUGGACUUGUUGAUAGAUGUUGCUCCGAAGGAUCACAACGACACUUGGUCUUCCGGGCUGAAGCUGGCCAGCAAAUCCACCAAGCAGAUGAUCCUGGAUCUUGUUACCGGUCACGGCCAACGAGGGUUAGAAGUCAAUGAUAUUGUUGAACGAAAGGGCAAGGGUUUGGUGAUUCUGCUCUAUGGUCCUCCCGGGGUGGGCAAAACAUCGACCGCUGAGACAGUUGCGAUCAAGGCUCGAAAGCCAUUAUUUGCGAUUAGCGUCGCUGACGUGGGCACCACCGCGAAGCAUGUUGAGGCCAACCUGGCCAGGAUCUUUGCCUUGGCUACCACUUGGCAGGCUAUUCUGCUCAUGUCAGUCAUUCUCUUCUCUGCACGGGUCCGGUACUGA